Linnemannia hyalina is the source of this 921-nucleotide messenger RNA. The record is from the annotation of a GenBank genome assembly. NCBI's taxonomy places the organism in Eukaryota, Fungi, Mortierellomycota, Mortierellomycetes, Mortierellales, Mortierellaceae.
AUGUCACCUACGAAUAUGACCUCACCCACGAUCGCACUCCGCGUCUAUACCGACUUUGACAGCACGAUGGUCCUGACAGAUACUGGGAACUCGAUACUGGCCCACCAAAUAGGACACAAGGAGCUGGACCGAAUCGACCGUCUGCCCGAGACCGAGCCUGGACGCGUCUCUCUCCGUAAAGCCGAGGACAUGAAGUGGGACCAUCUCCGGUUAUCGGUCAAGGAGGCUGCGGAUAUCCUUGUCAGCCCCAAGGAUAAUAUUUUGCGUCAACAGGAAGGCGUUUCCACAGGGGCGACGAACGGAACAACAACAGAUGGAUUCAACAGGGUGCCAUUUGAUGACAGGCAACAACACUCUGAAGAUACAGAGGACGAGGAGGUGGAGGCGUUGAAUGACAAGUACAGGAUUCGACUGGACCCUGGGUUCCGCCAGUUCCAUGCCUUCUGCCAGGAGCACGGGAUCCCGAUUACUGUUGUUAGCAUAGGCAUCCAACCGUUGAUCGAGGAAAUGCUCGACAGGUACUUGGGCGUAAACCACAAUAUCAUCGUCCGCGCCAACGGUCUCAUCAUUCGCCCCGACGGAACUUGGAGGAUCCUCUGGCGCGACAGCAGCCCAUACGGUGUCGAAAAAGGACGUGCGCUCCGAGAAGCACGAGCAAACGAUCUCCAGAACCCAACAACAGACAAGAUCCUCUGGUGCGGCGACGGCAGUUCCGAUUUCCCAGCAGCGCUUUGUUCAGACAUUGUCCUUGCCCGUCAGGACACGUCGCUCGAGAAAUUGUGUCGUGCCAAUUCGAUCAGGCAUCGAUCGUUUGUUACUUUUGAGACCGUUCAGGAGGUUACUCAAGAGUGGCUUGAUCAACAGCAGGAACUUUCGACGACGAUGAACUCCAUUAAUGGUGGUGGUGAUGUCGAGCCAUGA